This is a messenger RNA of Oenanthe melanoleuca, 728 nucleotides long. RefSeq names its product histone H4. Bases 34 to 345 code for a protein of 103 amino acids. The transcript has a single exon. NCBI's taxonomy places the organism in Eukaryota, Metazoa, Chordata, Aves, Passeriformes, Muscicapidae. Gene Ontology annotation, cellular component: nucleosome. Gene Ontology annotation, molecular function: structural constituent of chromatin; DNA binding; protein heterodimerization activity. Gene Ontology annotation, biological process: nucleosome assembly. The record is from RefSeq and is a predicted model, not a curated record.
AGCAGCAGCGGCAGCAGCAGCGGCGGUGUCAUCAUGUCUGGUCGGGGCAAGGGCGGCAAGGGGCUCGGCAAGGGCGGCGCCAAGCGCCACCGCAAGGUGCUGCGCGACAACAUCCAGGGCAUCACCAAGCCGGCCAUCCGCCGCCUGGCUCGGCGCGGCGGCGUCAAGCGCAUCUCGGGGCUCAUCUACGAGGAGACGCGCGGGGUGCUCAAGGUGUUCCUGGAGAACGUGAUCCGCGACGCCGUCACCUACACGGAGCACGCCAAGAGGAAGACGGUCACGGCCAUGGACGUGGUCUACGCCCUCAAGCGCCAGGGUCGCACUCUGUACGGCUUCGGCGGCUAAAGCUUUGCGCUCCUACCAGACCAUCGCGACAGAGACCCAAAGGCUCUUUUAAGAGCCACCCACCUUUUCUUUCAAAAGAGCUGUUUUACAAUGUUGCGGCUUCGUGAAAAUAAUGGCGAUACUACUUCAAGAUUUUACUAAAGGUGUUAUGUAAUUCUACCAAGGCUUUUUGAGUGCUAUCUAAAUGUGUUGAUUUCUGUGUUAGUACGGAAUUCGUUUCUACAAUACGUUGUGGGGGUUUUUCUGUGUUCCAAAUUCCUUUAUAAAAAUGACUUCGAAACAUUUACUGAAAACGUGUUUUCGUGUGUUCGCCGAUUUAAAAAUCUAAAAUGUUAUUCUAUAUCAUUCCUAAUUUUGAUUUGUGACUACGUACGAAAAAAUUC